Messenger RNA from Drosophila willistoni, 3224 nucleotides. RefSeq names its product neprilysin-3 (gene Nep3). Gene Ontology annotation, biological process: protein processing. Gene Ontology annotation, molecular function: metalloendopeptidase activity. The record is from RefSeq and is a predicted model, not a curated record. Gene Ontology annotation, cellular component: plasma membrane. NCBI's taxonomy places the organism in Eukaryota, Metazoa, Arthropoda, Insecta, Diptera, Drosophilidae. The coding region runs from base 288 to 2645 and encodes 785 amino acids. The transcript is spliced from 9 exons.
AUGACGACAAUGGCACUAUCCAAUAAGCGAGAUGCUUAAGUUCUUGGAUGCCUUAGCAUGAGAAUGAGCGUGAAUGAGGGUGAAUGGAAAAGCUCAGUGCACUUUCAACGGCCAUGGGCUGAACACGAAUUAUAUAUCGUAGACGCGUUUGUUAUCAUUUUGGUUGCCUUCAUCCACACCCACUGUACCGGCAUUGUGCGUUGAUUCCUAUCAUUAUAUUUAGUUUCUUUCGUUGCGUGUUUCAAACAAAUUGAUUAAAAUGUGGCUUACCGAUUGCCGUACGGUAGAUGACACGCUACAAACAGACCGAAUUUACGGAAGAUGAUUCAAGUUCAAUUGGUGGCAUACAACUAAACGAGGCAACGGGGCACACAGGCAUGCAGAUACGAUAUCAUACGGCGCGGGCCACAUGGAAUUGGCGUUCAAGGAAUAAAACAGAAAAAUGGCUCCUCAUUACGACCUUUGUGAUGACCUUGACAAUUUUCACUUUACUGAUUUUAUUAUUUUCGAAUGGAUCGCACGAAAAGACAAAACACGUCCUCCAUGUCCAGCCGCAUCAGAAAGAAUGUCCUUCAGGCAAUGAUCUUCCUUGUCUCAAUGAGCAUUGCAUAUUUGCAGCGAGUGAAAUUCUUAAAUCGAUUGAUGUCACUAUCGAUCCCUGUGAUGAUUUUUAUGGCUAUGCCUGUAAUCAAUGGAUUAAGAAAAAUCCUAUACCGGAGGGUAAAUCAACUUGGGGAACAUUUGGCAAACUCGAGCAAUCGAAUCAGCUGAUCAUACGCAAUGUCCUGGAGAAGCCAGCGAAAACUUUUACAUCGGAGGCCGAACGCAAGGCCAAAAUUUAUUAUGAAUCCUGUGUAGAUGUCGAUGAGCAUAUGGAAAAAUUAGGUGCCAAGCCGAUGAAUGAUUUGUUAGUUCAACUUGGCGGUUGGAAUGUAACAAAAAGUGGUUAUAAUUUAACCGAUUGGAAUUUGGGCAAAACUUUGAAAAUCUUGCACAACAAAUAUAACUUUAAUUGUCUUUUUGGCUGGGCCAUUGGCGAGGAUGAUAAAAAUUCAUCACGUCACGUUAUACAAAUUGAUCAGGGUGGCCUGACAUUGCCCACAGCGGAUUACUAUAACAACAAGACGGAUAUUCAUCGUAAAGUACUCAAUGAAUAUAUCGAAUACAUGACCAAAGUCUGUGUCCUAUUGGGUGGCAAUGAAACGGAUGCUCGUGCCCAAAUGAUUGGGGUAAUUAAUUUUGAAAAGAAACUUGCAAAUAUAACAAUACCAUUAGAGGAUCGACGCAAUGAGGAGGCAAUGUAUCAUCCGAUGACAUUGAUACAAUUGUAUAAACUGGCUCCGUUCAUCAAUUGGACGGAUCAUUUUGAUAAUGCCCUGCAAAUGGUUAAUCGACGUGUCACCGAUCAUGAGGUGGUUGUUGUCUAUGCUCCAGAAUUUCUAAAGAAUCUCUCGGACAUUAUUCUACAAAUGGAAAAGACUGAAGAAGGCCGAAUCACUUUGAACAACUAUUUGAUCUGGCAAGCGGUUCGUACAUUAACCAGUUGUCUAUCCAAACCCUUCCGUGAUGCCUAUAAGGGUGUGCGAAAGGCUCUAAUGGGAUCGGAUGGCGGUGAAGAGGUUUGGCGCUAUUGUGUCUCCGAUACCAAUAAUGUGGUUGGUUUUGCCGUUGGGGCCAUAUUCGUGCGGCAGGCAUUUCACGGUGAAUCCAAGCCGGCGGCAGAGCAAAUGAUUAGUGAGAUACGCGAAGCAUUUAAAUUGAAUCUUCAGAAUCUCACGUGGGUUGACAAGCAGACACGUGAGCGUGCCAUGGAGAAAGCCAAUGAAAUUUCCGAUAUGAUUGGUUUUCCCGAUUAUAUACUAAAUCCCGUCGAAUUGGAUCGAAAGUAUGCCGAUUUGAAUAUCACACCGGAUGCCUAUUUUGAGAAUAACAUUCAGGUGGCAAUAUAUAAUUUGAAAAGCAAUUUGAAGCGACUCGAUCAGCCGGUGAACAAGACCAAUUGGGGCAUGACACCGCAGACGGUUAAUGCCUAUUAUACACCAACUAAAAAUCAAAUUGUCUUCCCCGCUGGCAUUCUACAAACUCCGUUCUUUGAUAUUAACAAUCCCAAGAGCUUAAAUUUCGGCGCCAUGGGUGUAGUCAUGGGUCACGAAUUGACACAUGCCUUUGAUGAUCAAGGACGUGAGUAUGAUAAGUUUGGCAACAUCAAUCGAUGGUGGGAUCAAAAGAGUAUUGAGCGAUUCAAUGAGAAAUCCGAGUGCAUAGCCCGAGAAUAUACUGCAUAUAAAAUGAAUGGUCGCAAUCUUAAUGGAAAGCAGACACUGGGUGAGAAUAUAGCCGAUAACGGUGGCCUUAAAGCAGCAUAUCAUGCCUACCUGCGGACCAAAAAUGAGAAGGAAGCUGAUAUACUAAAAUUACCAGGCCUCAAUUUAACACAUUCGCAACUGUUCUUUGUAUCGUUUGCACAGGUUUGGUGCUCGAGCAAUACUGAUGAAACGAAUUUGCUACAAAUGGAAAAGGAUCCACAUUCACCAUCACAAUUUCGUGUGAUUGGUACCCUAUCAAAUAUGAAUGAAUUUUCCGAGGUAUUUAAAUGCAAACCUGGCAAACGCAUGAAUCCGACCAAAAAGUGUGAAGUUUGGUAAAUACCACAACAACAGCAAAAACACACGCACACAGAAAUAAAAAAUUUAAGAUCUCCACCAUCAAUAUAAACUAACAAGAAAAUGAGGCAACCCACAAUGAAAGCCUUGAACAAAAUAAGCAUAAUGAACUAAAUAAUGCAUUAUAUUAUAUGUGUUUGUCUAUGAAGAAAUUACUUUAAAAAAAUUACCAAAAACAAAAGGAACAAAACAAAUAUACUUAGCCUAAUUUUAAUACUAAUUUGUUUCAUACAAAUCCCCCGCCCCUUUCCCACUCCUAUAUUGUACACUUCAUUAAUUGGUGCCUAUGAAUUUGAUAAAAAUUGUCGAGAAAAAUGUAUUUAAUUACUACUUAAAAUAUAUAUACUACAUGCUUUUAUGUAUGUGAGGCUGGACUUCAAUUGAUUGAGCUACAGUCAGUCCAGUAAUUGCCAAAAUUCCUCGAAAACAAAAACAAAAACAAAAAAUGAAGAAAAAUGAAAACUUUCCAAAAAUAUUUGCAUAAUUUUUGUGAAAUUAUUGAAUACUAUACAAAUAGUUUACAUAGAAAGUAUUACUGGCUGAAAGAUAUUUUAUUUUAAA